AUGAAGACAACCGUCGCUCUCCCCUUGGUCCUCGCGGCCACUGUUCAAGGCCAUACUGUACGCGACACAGACUGCAAGGACGUCCACAUCUUUCUCGCCAAGGGAAACAACGAGCCUUAUCCGGGACGCCAGGGAAAGCUUGCCGGCGCAAUCUGCUCCGGCCUAGACAGCUGCGACUACGAGGACAUUCAGUUCUACAACCCCCUCGAGGCGCCGUAUUGCGGCUCGGUCUUUGAGGGCGCCAAGAAUGGUAUCCAGCAGAUCACGGCGUACAACAAGAAAUGUCCCGAUUCGAAGCUCGUGGUGAGCGGCUAUUCUCAAGGAGGUCACGUCGUUGGUGAUAUUCUCGGUGGUGGAGGCGGCGUCUUUUUUCAAGACUGCGUGCAGGAGCCUAACAAGGGUUUGGAUCCCAAGACUCGUCCAGCCAACAAGAUCGUCGCCGCCAUGAUCUUUGGAGACACGCGCCACACAGCAAACCAGCCCUACAAUGUCCUCAGCGGCGCUGGCAAGGACGGUCUCUUCCCUCGCCCUGGUGAUCAGCUCGCCAAUCUGGCCAAGUACGGUGAUGUGCUGCGCAAUUACUGCGUAGACACAGAUCCCAUCUGCGCCCAGGGAGACGUGGUAGAGACGCACUUGAACUACUUUGACGUGUUUACCGACGACGUUGCGGGAUGGGUCAAGGAGAGAGCUAAUGCUGCUGAAGAUGACGAUGGAAAGAGUUCUUCAACUACUGCCAGCACCAAGACUAGAGCGACUACUACGACAACUGCAAAGAGCGAGACGACCACGGAGCAUACGACCAAGACAUCCACCAAGGAUUCAAAGACCACUACUAAAACCACCACCGAGAGUGAGGAGACCUCCAGCGCCACCAAGACGAAGACCGAGUCCGACGCGGAGACAACUACCACGGAGGAUGCCACCUCGACUGCUGAGACCUCGACUACUGAGGCCUCGACCGUUGAGCCCUCAAGCGCGGACAGCUCUGGCUCCGAGACUGCCGCCGCAUCAUCAAGUAAUGACGCUGCGGCACCAUCGGCGGCUGAUAAUGCAGCUGGUUCAACAGCCGCUCAUAUUGGAAGCAUCUUGAUGGGACUGGCCGCUGCCCUGGCCAUCUAG
Molecule: messenger RNA, 1119 nt
Organism: Fusarium falciforme
Lineage: Eukaryota; Fungi; Ascomycota; Sordariomycetes; Hypocreales; Nectriaceae
Product: Cutinase
Exons: 2
Coding region: 1-1119 (372 amino acids)
Molecular function (GO): hydrolase activity
Source: RefSeq, a predicted model, not a curated record